Molecule: messenger RNA, 1314 nt
Organism: Mus pahari (shrew mouse)
Lineage: Eukaryota; Metazoa; Chordata; Mammalia; Rodentia; Muridae
Product: vomeronasal type-2 receptor 116-like
Exons: 3
Biological process (GO): G protein-coupled receptor signaling pathway
Cellular component (GO): membrane
Molecular function (GO): G protein-coupled receptor activity
Source: RefSeq, a predicted model, not a curated record
AUGUGUAAGCCAGUUGAAACUAAAAUGAAAAAUAUGUUUUAGAUGUUCUCUAUUCUGAAGACAUUACAAUUUGUAAAUCCUGCUGGAGACCUAGUCAACAUGAACCAGAAUUUGAAACAGGAUGUAGAGUAUGACAUUUUCUAUAUCAUGGAUUUUCAAAAAGAUUAUGGACUUAAANUGAAAAUAGGAAGAUUUUCAGCGCAUCUUCCAAGUGGUGAGCAGCUAUAUAUGUCUAAAGAAAUGAUGGAGUGGGCUACAGAUAUUGAUCAGAUUCCACCCUCAAUAUGUACAAUGCCUUGCAGACCAGGACUCAGAAAAUCCUCUCAGGAAGGAAAAGACAUCUGCUGUUUUGAUUGUAACCCCUGCCCAGAAAAUGAAAUUUCCAACAUGACAAACAUGGAUCAGUGUGUGAAGUGUCCAGAAGAUCAAUAUGCCAAUGAAGACCAUACUCUCUGCCUCCAAAAAGUUGUGGCUAUUUUAGAUUAUAACGACCCUUUGGGAAAGGCUCUGGCUGGCUUUGCUCUAGGCUUCUCUGUCCUUACAUCUGUUGUAUUGGGUGUCUUCCUGAAACACAGAGAUACACCCAUAGUCAAAGCCAAUAACCAAUCUCUCAGCUAUGUCCUACUCAUCUCCCUCAUAUUUUGUUUUAUCUGUUCCUUGCUUUACAUUGGUCAUCCCACUGUGGUCAUCUGUAUCCUGCAGCAGAUCACAUUUGCCAUUGUNUUCACUGUGGCUACCUCUACUAUCUUGGCCAAGACAGUUAUAGUAGUUCUGGCAUUCAAGAUAACUGUCCCANGAAGAAGAAUGAGGUGGCUGCUUGAGUCAGGGGCACCCAAAUAUAUCAUUCUCAUAUGCACCACGAUUCAGCUGAUUCUUUGUGGAAUCUGGCUGGGAACUUCGCCUCCAUUUGUUGAUGCUGAUGUACACAUGGUACAUGGCCAUAUCAUCAUUGUUUGCAACAAAGGUUCAGUGAUUGCCUUCUACUGUGUCCUUGGGUACAUGGGCUCUGUUGCUCUAGCAAGUUUCANUGUAGCUUUCUUGGCCAGGAAUCUGCCUGAUACAUUCAAUGAAGCCAAGCUGUUGACAUUUAGCAUGCUAGUGUUCUGCAGUGUUUGGACCACUUUCAUCCCUGUCUACUACAGCACCAAAGGCAAGAUUAUGGUUGCUGUGGAAGUUUUCUGUAUUUUGGCCUCCAGUGCAGGGUUGCUUCUUUGCAUUUUUGCUCCAAAAUGCUAUCUUAUUUUAUUAAGACCACAGAAAAAUUCUUUUCACAUGUUCAGGAAACCACAUGCUAUAACUGAAAAUAUAAGAUAA